UCAUUUCAUUUCAUACGGGCAGACCGUCCGUGCGUGCGACGGGUCCGCGCUAAACUCAUAUUACUUAGUUUUAUAUUAAAUAGUCACUAACAGAACAAAUAUGAGGGAAAUAGUGCACCUGCAAGCCGGACAAUGCGGUAACCAGAUUGGAGCCAAAUUCUGGGAGAUCAUAUCGGAGGAGCACGGCAUCGACCCGACUGGCGUGUACCGCGGCACCAGCGACCUUCAGCUCGAAAGAAUCUCCGUAUACUACAAUGAGGCCUCUGUUGCGACGGCGGAGAACGGGGGCAAGUACGUCCCCCGCGCCAUCCUGCUCGACCUCGAGCCCGGCACCAUGGACGCAGUCCGGUCCGGCGCAUACGGCCAGCUCUUCCGGCCGGACAACUUCGUGUUCGGACAGUCCGGCGCCGGCAACAACUGGGCCAAGGGGCACUACACCGAGGGCGCCGAGCUCGUCGACGCAGUACUCGAUGUAGUGCGCAAGGAGUGCGAGAACUGCGACUGCCUGCAGGGGUUCCAGCUGACGCACUCGCUCGGCGGCGGCACCGGCUCCGGCAUGGGCACGCUGCUCAUCUCCAAGAUCCGCGAGGAGUACCCCGACCGCAUCAUGAACACCUACUCCGUCGUGCCCUCGCCCAAGGUGUCCGACACCGUCGUGGAGCCCUACAACGCAGUGCUCUCUAUUCAUCAACUAGUCGAAAACACAGAUGAAACCUACUGCAUAGACAACGAAGCUCUCUACGACAUCUGCUACAGAACCCUCAAAGUGCCCAACCCCACGUACGGCGACCUGAACCACCUGGUGUCGCUGACCAUGUCCGGCGUGACGACGUGUCUGCGGUUCCCUGGCCAGCUGAAUGCGGAUCUCCGCAAGCUGGCUGUCAACAUGGUGCCGUUCCCACGUCUGCACUUUUUCAUGCCCGGCUUCGCUCCCCUGACAUCUCGCGGCAGCCAGCAGUACCGCGCCCUCACCGUGCCCGAGCUCACGCAGCAGAUGUUCGACGCCAAGAACAUGAUGGCGGCGUGCGACCCGCGCCACGGCCGCUACCUGACCGUGGCCGCCAUCUUCCGAGGCCGCAUGUCCAUGAAGGAGGUGGACGAGCAGAUGCUCUCUAUUCAGAACAAGAACAGCAGCUUCUUCGUCGAAUGGAUUCCCAACAAUGUUAAGACUGCCGUGUGUGACAUCCCGCCCAAGGGUCUGAAGAUGUCAUCCACAUUCAUUGGUAACACGACCGCCAUCCAAGAGCUAUUCAAGAGAAUAUCAGAGCAGUUCACCGCUAUGUUCAGGCGCAAGGCCUUCUUACAUUGGUACACUGGUGAGGGCAUGGACGAGAUGGAGUUCAAUGAAGCCGAGAGCAACGUGAACGACCUGGUGUCGGAGUACCAGCAGUACCAGGAGGCGACGGCAGAGGACGACACGGAGUUCGACCAGGAGGACAUGGAGGAGCUGGCGCAGGACGAGCACCACGACUAGGCGCCGUGCGGACACGCGCCGGGGGGACAGGCUCACUUCAUAAGCGCUCACAUUCAGCUAGGUCUCCUCUGUCUGACGCGUCAGGCAGGGAUUGAUACUUAGCUGAACCGAAGCACAUGCUAAGUGACUCGUGUGCAUCUCGGCAUAAGUCUUAGGAUAGCGUACUGUAAGGCUACCACCACACAGACCAUUAGAUCGUAUUUUUGCAAUAUAUUUUCCUUCGACUUAGUAAAAGUGUGCCCUACUCCUGUGUGGUGGUAGAUUGUAAGUUAUGUAAGGGCCAGACCCUCGCCGGACCAGUUUUAUACAACUUUUAUAUGUUUUCCAUUGGUAGAGGCUAAGUGGAGUGCAUUUAUUACCAAAGUGUCCGCGUGGACCAACGAACGUUUUCCGAAUUCUGUAUCGCACUGACCCGUCAACGGCAUUGACGUUUCACGUGCAAUAUCUAUGAUCUUAUAUAAAUUUUAUCAAAUGAUAGUAUUAUCCGAAGUCUGUUUUAAUUGAAUACUAAUAAGAUUAAGUGGAAACUGUAAGAAACCACAACGUACCAACUUGUGCAUUUCUUAGCUUAAGUUAUUUUCUUGUAUGCUUUUUAUUAUAAUAAUUUAUAAUAAAUGUUUUAAAUUAC
This is a messenger RNA of Helicoverpa zea (corn earworm), 2102 nucleotides long. RefSeq names its product tubulin beta chain-like. Gene Ontology annotation, molecular function: structural constituent of cytoskeleton; GTPase activity; GTP binding. Bases 101 to 1474 code for a protein of 457 amino acids. The transcript has 3 exons. NCBI's taxonomy places the organism in Eukaryota, Metazoa, Arthropoda, Insecta, Lepidoptera, Noctuidae. Gene Ontology annotation, biological process: microtubule cytoskeleton organization; mitotic cell cycle. Gene Ontology annotation, cellular component: microtubule; cytoplasm. The record is from RefSeq and is a predicted model, not a curated record.